Molecule: messenger RNA, 2867 nt
Organism: Pectinophora gossypiella (pink bollworm)
Lineage: Eukaryota; Metazoa; Arthropoda; Insecta; Lepidoptera; Gelechiidae
Product: gastrula zinc finger protein XlCGF57.1-like
Exons: 6
Coding region: 97-1794 (565 amino acids)
Biological process (GO): regulation of immune system process; regulation of cytokine production; negative regulation of transcription by RNA polymerase II
Cellular component (GO): nucleus
Molecular function (GO): zinc ion binding
Source: RefSeq, a predicted model, not a curated record
UUAAAACAAACGAUACCAAUUCGUGUACUCCUUUCGCUUUCCUAUUAGCAUUUUCAGGCAAUUAAAAAGGAUUUUUGACUAAAAACAAUGUGAAAAAUGUCUUCCGAGUGGAAUAUUAGCGGUUUGUGCCGCUGUUGUCAUACUGAGGGCAACGUACGAAGUCUCGGGGCGCCGUAUUCUUAUGAAGGAACCGAAGAGAUUUACUCUGUUAUGUUGCGAGAAGCCUUUAAUAUUAUUAUAACCCCCACAAUGGGAGAGAACAGUGCAUCUACAUACUGUAUCUGCGUCGCCUGCGCACCCCGGUUGCGCGAUGCCGUGCAGUUUCGGAGACAAGUCCUAGCUAGUGAAGAGAAGUUCGCCGAGUAUUACAGUAAAGGGUUUCCUACAUUCGAAAAUGACGUCAAAACUGAGGAUGAACCACGUGAAGUCGUUAAAGAAGAGGACCUUCAGAGCAUUGAUGACGUGGAAGAUAGCAUGGAUCACGAUGAUGACAAUCUACCCUCGAUGGAGAUAUUCAUUCAGCCGGUGAUGGACCUUGAGGACCAGCCACUCUCCGUGCUGGCAGCCAGCAAGAUCAAACACGAUCAAGAUGACAAUCCGACAUCGAGUAAGAAAAUCAAGAAGUUCCCCUGCACGUUUUGUCCGAAGACAUUUUCUUACAACGGCUCUUUAGAACUUCAUAUGAAGAUACAUAGCGGAGAAAAGACGUACCGUUGCCUGCUCUGUGACACCAGGUACGGACUCAACAGGGACUUAACCAAACACAUAAGCGAAUGCCACAAUGAAAGCGGGAAAUUCCCAUGCAAGUUAUGCACUGAAGUCUUCGAUAAACCGAAUAAAUUAAAAACUCAUCUAAACGGCCACUCCGAUCAGAAGUUCCGGUGCAGUUUCUGUGAGAAGGAGUUUCAACGGAAGAAAGGCCUGAAAGAACAUUUAAAAGUGCAUUCCGGUGAGAAGAAAUAUACAUGUGACAUUUGUAACAAGUCGUUUGGUCACAAUCAGACAUUGAAGUCACAUAUUUUGACCCACACCGGGGAACGGCCUUAUGUAUGUGAUGUAUGUGGCAGACGGUUUCCACAACGGACCCAUCUCAAAAGACACAUUUUCAUAAUACAUGCUGGAAUUAAACCGUACUCCUGCAACAUAUGCAGCAAACAGUUUUCAAGUAAAAGUUACUUAGCAAUCCAUGAAAGAGUUCACACCGGAGAGAAACCGUUCUCAUGUGACGUUUGCAAGAAGAACUUCACAGCGUACACAACUUUGAAGGUCCACAUGAGAGUUCAUACAGGAUUUAAACCGUACUCAUGCAGCUUUUGCUCAAGACAGUUCGCUCAAAUGGCAAGUUUCAAGUUGCAUGAACGGACCCACACCGGUGCUAAGCCGUACUCCUGUGAAGUUUGCCAGAAACGUUUCUCGGACAACGGGUAUUUAAAAAUCCAUAAAAGGAUACAUACAGAUGAGAAGCCCUAUUUAUGUGAAGUGUGUAAACGGUCGUUUAGGGAGACGGGGCAGUUGAAGAGACAUAUGCAAAUACACACCGGGAUCAAACCUUAUACAUGCAAAAUAUGUAACAAGCAAAUAGGUAACCUAUCUAAACAUAUGAAAGUACAUUCCGAAGAGAGACCAUAUAACUGUAAUGUCUGUCACAAGCAGUUUUCAAUCAACGGUAACUUAAAAUUGCAUAUGCGAAUACACUCCGGUGAAAGAUCAGUUACAUGUGACCAAUGUAACGGUCAUUUCAGUCAGAAUAGUGGAUUAAAAAAGCAUAGGUGUGGGCAGGGUAAGAACGAAUGAAAUGACAAUGGCCCUGAUUCCUGCAGACACCUCCUAAUUUUACUUUAAGUUAUACCCGUCAUUUUCUUAUCCGCCGAAAAGGAAAGGGACGGAUGAUUGACAGCUCUUAAUUAUAGGAAGAAUGAGUAAAUGGAUGAAUAACCCGGGCGAAUUAAAAAGGUAUCUCGCUGGUAUGCAAACCGUUUGACGUGUGCUGUUAACUUAAUUUUAUCGGAUUAUUAGCCAAUGCAAAAUGUUUAAAGGGUUGUUUUAGACUUGUGCUUAAAAUUUACGUGUGUUCCAUAAAUUUUAUGCUUGUCGAUUACCCGUUCUUUUCCUUUUCGGCGGAUAAGAAAAUGACAGGUAUAACUUAAAAUAAAAUUCGAUGGUGUCUACAGGAAUUAGCAGCGGUAUAACACUUUGAUAUUGCAGUUAAAUGCUGCGUAAAGGGUUGUAGUGUAAAAAUAUAACCAAAACAAUAAAUAUGUUGGUUUACUCAAAUAGUAUGGCGAACUGUCAAAAUUUCAACAAUAACUCAACAGUAGCGACACCUGAUGGGAGAAAUAGGCAGGUUUUAUCCUCAUUAGGUACCUAAUAGGUAAUUCUUCAAAUUCGUUUGAUCUUUGCUUGACUGUCAAAUACAUACAGGAUGUUAGUGACAUCGUAACGAAUACUGAGGGGGAUGAUUCAAACCAUGAUUCUGAGUUGAUAUCGAGUGGAAUUUCCUGUUGGAAAAUUUAUUAUUUCUUUUUUAUUUUGGUGCAAUAAAGUGUAUUUGUAUUGUAUUAUUUUUUUGUUUAUUAAAUUAUUUUCAGUUCCAUAUUUUGCGACGCAAAAUUCCACUUGAUAUCAACUGAGAAUCAUGUCCUGAAUCAUACCUAAGUUUUCAUUACGAUGUCACUAACACCUGUAUAAAAAUGUUUACCGCUAUUUAUUGUUAAGGCGGUAAUUGUAAUUAAUUUAUUAAAAAGGCAUUAUAUAUAACUAUUUAAUUUAACAAUUAAUUAUGUAAAAAGAAUAUUAAUGUAAUAAUUUUGAUAUAUGUUUCACAGAUAAAUAAUAUAUUUUUAAUAUACAAAGAAGUGAUUUAACUA